AACACAAAAUAAAUUGAACAGUGACAAGUUUUUGUUUUCGGUGUACUGUUUCACUGUGAUUCCAUCAUCAUGAUUUAUAAAAUGAGUCAUAUUCAAGAAGAAAAUAAUAAUAUUGUUAAAUCGAAAAAAAGUGUAUUUGUGGAGAAUGUUACGUUAUCACAAUUACCAAAGAAUGCACCAUCGAUUUGUGAAUUUUAUGCUGAUCAAAAUAUCUUGAUUACUGGCGGUACUGGUUUUAUGGGCAAAGUUUUAAUUGAGAAAUUACUUCGUUCAUGUCCAAAAAUUAAGGGAAUUUAUUUAUUAUUACGUUCGAAGAAAAAUUAUACGGAUGAACAAAGAUUAAGUAAACUCUUAGAUAUACCUUUAUUUGAAAGAUUAAGAAACGAGUUCCCACAAUCAUUAUCAAAACUAAAAGUUAUUAAAGGAGAUGUUAGCGAAAUAGAAUUUGGAUUAUCUGGUUCUGAUAUGAAAUUUAUAAUAAAUGAAAUAAACAUUGUAUUCCAUGUGGCAGCGUCUGUUCGUUUUGAUGAUCCUUUGAGAGAAGCCAUUUUAAUUAAUACACGAGGAACUAGAGAAAUGUUAAGAAUACUUAAACAAAUGCAAAAUUUAAAGGUUUUCUUGCAUACGUCAACCACUUAUUGUAAUGUUGAUAAGGACGUAGAUGCUAUUGAAGAAAAGGUUUACAAAGCAACAACCAAUUGGGAAACUAUGAUCAAUGCAGCUGAAAAUAUGGAUACAAAUGUGCUCAAUUUUCUGGAACAAAAAAUUUUAAAUAAGUAUCCAAAUACGUAUACAUUUUCCAAAAAUCUGUCUGAAGAACUUGUGUCUGAAAAUUGUGGAGGUAUACCAACUGUCAUUUUUCGUCCAACAGUCGUGGUUGGCUCAGACAAAGAACCAAUACCUGGAUGGGUAGAUAGCUUUAAUGGACCAAUGGGCCUAGUUGCAGGAGUUCAAGUUGGUAUACUUCAUACAGUGUAUAUUGACGGUGAUAAGAAGUUAGAUUGGGUGCCUGUUGACGUAGCAAUUAAUGGAAUGAUAGUAUCUGCAUGGUAUAAAGCGUUGGAACAAUCGGAGCGUAAUAAAUGCCUAAUAAUCAAUUCAUCAACUGCUGACUUUGUAAAAUUUGAAAAUAAAUCGAUGUUUGAAGAUGGAUUACGUAUAGAAAAUGCAAAAAAUCCACCAAGUCAAUUAUUAUGGUAUCCAUUUUGUUUUUAUACGCCCAAUAAAUAUUUUUAUUGGUUUUAUUUUGUAACACUACAAUUAAUUCCAGCAAUAUUUUUAAUAUUUUAUUCAAAUAUGAAGCUUGCACCGUUCACAUUAAAUGAAUUUAAAUUUAAAAAUGAUAAUUUUAAAUCGUUGCAUGCAAUGUUGAAAUUAGAAGACAUGGACAAAUUUUCAGUGGAUUAUUCUACAAUUGAAAUCCAAGAUCGAUUUGCUACGUUAGUAGAUGGUUCAGUGAAGUAUCUAUUAAAAGGCAAGAGCCAUACAAAAGAAACACUGGAUGAACGAUUAUCGAAUUUUCAAAUGAAAUUUUACCUGCAUGUAGGGUUAAUGUGUUUUUUAAUGAUCUGUUCCUUAUUCAUUAUGAAUUUUUGGGCUGGAAAAUUUUUGUAUAAACGUUACAUUUAA
This is a messenger RNA of Chrysoperla carnea, 1629 nucleotides long. Its product is annotated as putative fatty acyl-CoA reductase CG5065. Gene Ontology annotation, molecular function: alcohol-forming very long-chain fatty acyl-CoA reductase (NADP+) activity. Bases 70 to 1629 code for a protein of 519 amino acids. Gene Ontology annotation, cellular component: peroxisome. The transcript is spliced from 9 exons. The record is from RefSeq and is a predicted model, not a curated record. NCBI's taxonomy places the organism in Eukaryota, Metazoa, Arthropoda, Insecta, Neuroptera, Chrysopidae. Gene Ontology annotation, biological process: long-chain fatty-acyl-CoA metabolic process.